Pipistrellus nathusii (Nathusius's pipistrelle) is the source of this 3624-nucleotide messenger RNA. NCBI's taxonomy places the organism in Eukaryota, Metazoa, Chordata, Mammalia, Chiroptera, Vespertilionidae. The record is from the annotation of a GenBank genome assembly.
AUGACAGUCAUGUCCCUUUCCAGGGACCUCAAGGACGACUUGCACAGCGACACGGUGCUCUCCAUCUUAAACGAGCAGCGCAUCCGGGGCAUCCUGUGCGAUGUCACGAUCAUCGUGGAGGACACCAAAUUCAAAGCCCACAGCAACGUCCUGGCUGCUUCGAGCCUUUAUUUCAAAAACAUCUUCUGGAGCCACACCAUCUGCAUCUCCAGCCACGUCCUGGAGCUGGAUGACCUGAAAGCCGAAGUGUUCACGGAAAUCCUCAAUUACAUCUACAGCUCCACCGUCGUCGUCAAGAGGCAGGAAACGGUCACUGACCUCGCGGCUGCGGGGAAGAAGCUGGGGAUAUCCUUCCUGGAAGACCUGACCAGCCGCAACUUCUGCCACUCCCCGGGGCCCUACGUGUACUGCAUCACCGAAAAGGGGGUGGUGAAAGAGGAGAAAAAUGAAAAGAGACAGCACGAGGAGCCGGCCAUCGCCAACGGGCCAAGGAUCACAAACGCGUUCUCCAUCAUCGAGACGGAAAACAGCAAUAGCAUGUUUUCCCCGCUGGACCUGAGGGCGAGCUUCAAAAAGGUCUCGGACUCCAUGAGGAACGCCAGCCUCUGCCUGGAGCGGGCGGACGGCUGCCACGAGGCGGAGCCCGUGCGGACCCUGGCCGAGCACUCCUACGCCGUCUCCUCGGCCUCCUCGGCGCCCGAGGCUUACCGGAGCCAGCCCCAGCCCCAGCCCGAGCGGGAGCCCGCCGGCAGCCCGCCCGGCCGGACAGGCCAAGAGAACGGGGAAGCCGUGGCCGCAAACCCGACGGCAUGCCAGAAGCCCGCGGCACUCUCCGUACCCCAGGAUUCCGAGCCGGCCACGGAGAAGACACCGCCCCCGCCGCCUGGAACCCGCGUGGAGGCUCCCCAAGAGAGGAGCCCGCAGCCGGCCCCAGGCCUUCCCGGCUCAGCAUCUCCCGACGCGGAAGGCGACGUCCGUCCUCCCAGGGGAGACGAGAACGCGGCCUCCGAGGUCCCCGGGCCAACGCCGGCCGCGGAGAUCCCGCCUCUCGUCUACAACUGCAGCUCCUGCUCCAAGUCCUUCGACAGCAGCACUCUGCUCGGCGCCCACAUGCAGCUGCACAAGCCCACCCAGCAGCCGCUGGUGUGCAAGUACUGCAACAAGGAGUUCAGCACCCCGAACAGGCUGGACCGGCACGAACACAUCUGCAUGCGGUCCAGCCACAUCCCCGUCCCGGGAGGAACCCAGUGCUUUUUAGAAAACUACCCCACCAUCGGACAGAACAGAGCCUCCUUCCCCGGCCCGGAGUCCUUGUUAUCCGGAAAUAGGAUCGGCGACUUUCCCGGUCCCGGGAGCACCCUGCCGGAGAUGGACCACCUGGUCAAACUGGUGAACGGGCAGAUGCUCUACAGCUGCACCGUGUGCAAGCGCAGCUACGUGACCCUGUCCAGCCUCCGCCGGCACGCCAACGUGCACUCCUGGAGGAGGACGUACCCGUGCCACUACUGCAACAAGGUGUUCGCGCUGGCCGAGUACCGGACGAGGCACGAGAUCUGGCACACGGGGGAGAGGCGGUACCAGUGCAUCUUCUGCCUGGAGACGUUCAUGACCUACUACAUCCUCAAGAACCAUCAGAAGUCUUUCCACGCCAUAGACCACAGGCUCUCCGUCAGCAAGAAGACGGCCAACGGAGGCCUGAAACCGAGCGUCUACCCGUACAAACUGUACAGGCUGCUGCCCAUGAAGUGCAAGAGGGCCCCUUACAAGAGCUACCGGAGCGCUGCCUACGAAAGUGCCCGAGAGAACAGGCAGGGGCGUGAGCCCGCAGCCGGCCCCUAUGGCGUUCAGAACCCACGCGGCUCGGAGCUGCCCGCUCUGAAUUUCCCCGAGGGCAUGCACCCCGCGACCCGCAGCCCCGCCGUCCCGCCGGACACGGCCGCGGGCCAGAGCAGACCCGCGUCUGCCAGCGUUCAGAACGCAGAGGGGUCCGAGUGGGGAGAGGGGACACUGAAAGCCGGUCUUGACAAUAACUUUUAUUCAAAGGAGGCGUCCCUUCCUUUCCCUGAAAACGCAGUCGGUUCCAGGCUCCCGGCGGCCGGGGGGAUGCCCGCCCUGUCUUUGAGUCAGGGCAGCGAGAACUCGGCGUCUGUCAUCAGCUACGGCGGCGCCGCGCCCUCGGUCAUCGUGCACAGCAGCCAGUUCUCCUCGGUCAUCAUGCACAGCGGCAUGGUGGCCGCCCUGUCCGGCUCCGGCAGCAGCCACAGGGCCCCCUCAGGCCCGGCCGCCGGCCAGACCGUGAAAGAGGACAGCAAGCCCGAGCCAGACAAAGCGGGCAGGGUGGGCAGCAGACACAGAGGCACUAAGGAGAAAAAGAAAACCGCCCCCUGUGACAGGGGAGACGUCCCGGAGGAAUCGAGAUCCGCCGCCGCCGACCCCGGAGGGUCGCUGAGCAGAACCACGAACGCCAGCAAGGAAACCAGCAAAAUCGAAACCUACAUCGCGAAGCCCGCCCUCCCCGGCACCUCCACCAACAGCAACGUGGCGCCCCUGUGCCAAAUCACAGUCAAGAUCGGGAACGAAGCCAUCGUGAAGAGGCACAUCCUAGGAUCCAAGCUGUUCUACAAAAGAGGGAGGAGGCCCAAGCACCAAGCGCAGGAGGAGGCUCUGCCGCAGGACAGUGACCCGGACACCAAGGGCGACAGCCCGCUCGACCUCUGCCAGUCCGAGUGCAUGGACAUGAGCGAGAUGUUCGACGAGGCCAGCGACCAGGACUCCACGGACAAGCCGUGGCGCCCUUACUACAACUACAAGCCCAAGAAGAAAUCGAGGCAGUUGAGGAAGAUGAGGAAAGCCAACUGGAGGAAGGAGCACGGGGGCAGGAGCCCGGGCGCCAAGUAUAAGUACCCGGCGGAACUGGACUGCGCCGUGGGCAAGGCCCCUCCGGAGAAGGCGUUCGAGGAGGAAGAGAACAAAGAGAUGCCCAAGCUGCAGUGCGAGCUCUGCGACGGAGACAAGGCCCCGGGGACCGGGAGCCCGGGGAGGCCCCACCGGCAUCCCACGGCCAGGCCGUACGCCUGCGAGUUCUGCGCCAAGCAGUUCCAGAACCCUUCCACGCUCAAGAUGCACAUGCGGUGCCACACCGGGGAGAAGCCGUACCCGUGCAAGACCUGCGGGCGGCGCUUCUCGGUGCAGGGGAACCUGCAGAAGCACGAGCGCAUCCACCUGGGCGUGAAGGAGUUCGUCUGCCAGUACUGCAGCAAGGCCUUCACGCUCAACGAGACCCUCAAGAUCCACGAGCGGAUCCACACCGGCGAGAAGCGCUACCACUGUCAGUUCUGCUUCCAGAGCUUCCUGUACCUCUCCACCAAGAGGAACCACGAGCAGCGCCACGUCCGAGAGCACGCCGGGAAGGGCUUUGCCUGCUUCCAGUGCCCCAAGAUCUGCAAAACGGCUGCCGCCCUGGGAAUGCACCAGAAGAAACACUUGUUCGAAAGCCCGAGCCAGCAGGAGAGGAUGGGAGGCGAGCUGUACCACUUGGCUCCGCUGGAGAACCCCCAUUUCAUGGAUUCGGAAGACAGUGACCAAAAGGAUCAUCUACAAACCAUGGUUGGAAAUGUCCUUUGA